This is a messenger RNA of Microsporum canis CBS 113480, 1062 nucleotides long. RefSeq names its product metalloproteinase 8. The record is from RefSeq and is a predicted model, not a curated record. Gene Ontology annotation, biological process: proteolysis. Gene Ontology annotation, molecular function: metalloendopeptidase activity. The coding region runs from base 1 to 1062 and encodes 353 amino acids. The transcript is spliced from 2 exons. NCBI's taxonomy places the organism in Eukaryota, Fungi, Ascomycota, Eurotiomycetes, Onygenales, Arthrodermataceae.
AUGCAAUUAGUCGCUGCUCUCGCAGCCUUGGGUGCCCUGGUAGCCCCGGCUGUUGCUUACCCUCACGCCCCCAUGAACGAGACUCUUGUCGACGUUCAGCUCACCGCUAUUGGAAAUACCAUGAUCAAAGCUAUCAUCACCAACAAGGGAGACACCCCGUUGAACAUGCUCCAGUUCAACACCAUCAUGGACGAGAACCCUAAUCGCAAGGUCAUGGUCUUCAAGGAUGGUUGGCACAUACCUCUCCUCUAUUUUGUUAAUCGAUUCUUCACCACCCUUGCUCCCCAGGCCAGCGUUGAGCACUCCUUCGACAUUGCUGCCACCCAUGAUCUCAGCGUCGGUGGCAAGUAUGUCGUUACCGCUAACGGUGCUAUCCCCACUGCGGAGGAACACAGCACCACUAUCACCUCGGCUGCUUUGUACGAGUCUAACGAGCUCCAGAUGGAUAUUGACGGCAACCAGGCUGCUGCCGUUGAGCAGGCCAUGAACUUCACUCCAGAGAUGCAGUCCAUUCAUGCCAGAGCCCUUGAGAAGCGCACCAAGAUCGUCGGCGGCUCCUGCAACGCAAACACCCUUCGUGCCACCCAGACUGCCCUUGGAAACUCUGCCCGCCUUGCACAGGCCGCUGCCCGUGCCGCUGCCCAAAACCCACAGAAGUUCCAGGAGUACUUCCGCACCAACGACGCCAACGCUAAGCAGAGAGUCAUUGCCCGCCUCAACUCCGUCGCCCGCGAAUCUAGCUCUGCCAACGCCGGUGUCACCACCUACUACUGCUCUGAUACCAUGGGUGGCUGCAAGCCCCGUGUGCUUGCCUACACCCUUCCAUCCCGCAACUUGGUCGUCAACUGCCCAAUCUACUACAACUUGCCCCCCCUCACCAGACAGUGCCAUGCCCAGGACCAGGCUACCACUACUCUCCAUGAAUUCACCCACAACCCAGCCGUCGCUAGCCCACACUGCCAGGACUAUGCCUAUGGUUAUCAACAGUGCAUCUCUCUCCCAGCUGCCAAGGCUGUUCAGAAUGCUGACAACUAUGCCCUCUUUGCCAACGGUAUGUUUUGA